CACAUAUUUACACAAUUGUAUAUAGAUAUAUAUCUAUAUUUUAAACAUGUCAGUUGUGUGCAUGUCUAUUUAUCCUAUAAAAAUUAAGCGACACCAUGAACAUACACCGACUGUGUCAGUUAGUAAUGCCGGUAAUAGAAAACUGCCUGAAGAAGAACAGGAAGAACAAGAUUAUCGUUUAUCAAGCAUAAAUUCAACAGAAUAAUUUUUCAAUCGAUCUGUAAACAUACAAAAAAAAAAAAACUGUGAAAGAACAUAAAGAAAAAAAGUUGCCUUCAAUCUCAAGACAAUAAUAAACUGAAGUGAAAAGUUGAACAUUCAUUUUUUUUUUUACCUAUUUCUGUUCUAUUCACUUCUGUUUAAUAUAACCAACCACCUUGUUGUAUUCUAUCUAUGCAACAUUAUGAAGCCUCAUGAUAAAUAUCACAUACUGAAUAAGUAUAGUACAUAUGGAUUUAUUCUCAUAUCUAUUUUUAUAUUAUCAAAUAUAUGCAUAACAUAUACAAAUGGAGCAGCGACCUGCAUACCAUCACCGAAUUGCACAGAAUGCACUUGUAUGGGAAUACCUGGACCAAAGGGUGAUCUUGGAGCUCGUGGUCAUGUAGGUAGACCAGGUCCUGUUGGACAACGUGGAUUGCCUGGUCCACCUGGUCCAGAAGGUGAACGAGGUAUACCUGGUAUACCAGGUGAUCCUGGACCUAAAGGAAUUAUGGGUGAUAAAGGUGUUUUGGGUGUACCGGGUGUUGAUGGUCUUAAAGUAAGUAAUAGUUAUUUUUUUUUAAAAAGGCUGUUUGGUCUAUCAGGAACAUGCGCCAAAUGUCGAGUUCAAAUCCCUCCAAAUGAAUUAGUAAUGAGAUGUCAAGAUAAAGUAUAUCAUGUGAAUUGUUUUUGUUGUACUCAUUGUCAUUCUCCAUUGCAUCCCGGUGAUAAAGUAUGUUUUAUGGAUGGUAAUUUAUUUUGUGAACAUGAAUUUCCUCAUUUAUUUUCUGGACCACCAAAACUAACUUCAUUAAGAUUAACAUCAUCUUCUUCAAGUCCUUGUACUUCAAAUGAUUCUGAAAUUUGUCGUAAUCAAAUGAAUAUUGAAUUACCAACAAAAAUAAAUGGUGCAUCAUCUUCUAGAUCGUUCAAUAUGAAUUCUGCAUCAUUAGAACAGCAACAACAACAGCCAUCUGGCAAUAUGCUUAAUCCUAAACUUAUGUUUUCACAAUCUGAUAUUAUUUCAUCACUUAGUCCUCAUCCAUCCAGUCCAAGUAUGUCAUUUCCUAGUAGUAGUAAUAUGCAACCUAAUCAAGAUAAUAAUCAACAACUUAUUCAACAUGGAUUUUAUGUUACAGACGUUGAACAAUCAUUCAAUGAUACAUCUAAUAUUGUACAAAAUACAUCUGAAAAACCUUUAAAAUCAUCAAUGAUUAAUACAGCAGCAGCAGCAGCUAAUGAAACAACUAAUGGUCGUAAAAAACAACAAAAAAAAGUAGAUAACCGUCGUUGUCCUGCACUUCGUGUUUGUUAAACUUCAAAGACUGACUAUAUUGUGAUUGGUCCUUUAGAAGAACCACAAUUCUCUUUCGCCAAUUUUUUGAAACUUUACUUCAUAAGAGAGAGUUGAACGUUAAUCUUUUUCUGUUUCUUUUUUUUUGUAAUAAAAAAAUUUACCAGACUAUUUGAAAACAAUGUACUAUCUCUAUCAAUUAAAACGUUCAAUAUUCAUUAUUCUUUGUUACAACAGUUUGUACAAAUAUUUCUUUUGUCCCAUCUUUAAUACUGUGCAGAUAUAAAUAAGCACUUAAAUCUCAUGUUUUAAAGAAUU
Messenger RNA from Schistosoma turkestanicum, 1810 nucleotides. The record is from the annotation of a GenBank genome assembly. Lineage: Eukaryota; Metazoa; Platyhelminthes; Trematoda; Strigeidida; Schistosomatidae.